AUGACGGGGAUGAGCUCCAGCCACGUCAUGGAUGGCGCGACGUCACACUGCAGCUCGCGGGGCAACUCCAUCAUCCACCAUUCGUCUCCGUGCCACGCCCCCAUCCCCCGACAUGAGUCGUCAGUGGUACAGGACGGGUGGCGGCCACACCCCAUAAUUCCGCCGUCCGUCGCCCGUCCCCGUCUAGUGGUGGUCGUCUCGUCAGCACCGCGCAGCGGCUCCAGCUUUCUAGGUCAGCUAAUGUCAAGUCCACAUAGCGCACUGUAUUUCUUCGAGCCUUUCUGGUUUUACAAACAUCUUUACAACAAUAAGACUGCUGCUCCGUACAACUAUGAAGCAGCAAGCGACCUCCACAACCUGCUUACUUGCAAUUUGGACGCUCUGCCGCCCAUGUUUGCCGAACGAAAACACCGUGGCUUCAUCUGGAGGAAGCCCAAGGUACUGAAGCGCGACCCCAGUAGAGCGCACCUGACUUCACUGUGUCUCAGCACUUCAAUACGUGUUAUCAAGACGAUCCGACCCCGGCUGGCAAAAGUCUUACCCCUUCUGGAGCGGACGGAUCUGGACGUGCGGGUCAUCCACCUGGUGCGCGAUCCACGCGCGAUCCACAACUCGCUCCUGACGAAACACCACGCAUGGCCUGAAUGGCGUAGGAACGCCUCAUUGCUGUGUGAAGACAUCCGAGCUGAUUUACGGGCCUCUCAGAGCAUCAGCAGUGACCGCUGGACGGGCGUGAGGUACGAGGAUUUGGUGGAAAAACCAGCAGAGGAGGCCAAGCGUCUAUUUGAGUUUUUGCAGCUGCCGCUAGCAAUGGAGACGUUAGACUUUAUUCGAACACACGCCCGAAGUCACGACGCUCCUAAAAGUCCUGACACUGCGGGAAACUCCACUAAAAGAGACAACGGUCACGCUGGCGAAAACCGUGGCCAGGAUGUCGCUGACGAAACCAAAGAUGAAGAAACUCAAACAGUGGUACAAGAAGACAACAACCGCAGCCAGAAUCAAAUAGCGACAGCUGAAGACAAGCUCUCAGCACUGGCAGAAGGCAAUCAGCAUGGCCACCUCCGAAACACCGUGAAGGGGAUUGCUGAGGGAAUGGGCCGAAUAUCUGAAGCAGUGAGAAGUAUUUUCGCAGCUGUGGGCGGCUCAACUGACGAGAAAGGAUCACCUGGUUCGGGUCGAUUCACCCGAAGGUUGCAGAGGUCCAAUGUAUCGGAACACAUUCGUCCUGGUUCAAGAAACACCAUUGCUGGGGCCAUACGGAGGCGACGAGACACCGCACUGGUCAGCACACAUCGCGGCACACCACGACGCCUUCUAGCAAUCGGUGACGAAGACGAGCCUAUCCAACAGAAACUAAAACCCAAGACCAGAGGGGGUCGAGCGCCCACCUUCCGCCGUUUGACCAGAAAUGAGUAUGUCAGAGCCUUGAAAAGACGGGAAAUCUUUAAGAAGAAAAAUAGACGUAGUUAUUAUUUUGAUACUGUGCGAGGCGCAGAGUUUGAUAGGCUGCACUGGAUUCGUGAGCUGCCUCCUGCCGAGCGCAGCAACGUUGAAAAUGUAUGUGAAGACGUGUUGGCUAGUCUAGGCUAUCCGCUUCGCUACCCAGAUGAGAAUAACGGGCUGUGAUCAAUUCAAGAUCAAUUUAUCAAGGGCAGUAUCAAAAGCUGGGUGACGAUCAGGUUUUAUAACCUAGAAAUGUGAUAUUAGCAAAUAUGCAGUUCAAUGGUUAGAAUCUUCAGGUGACUAAGUACAUGGUUAGAUUGCCAAAAAUAAUUGCCAAGAGGUUGGCAUGCAUUUUUAUAUAGGAUUUUAAAGCCAGGAACCAUUCCCAACAAGUAAAACCCCAGAAAUACGUAACAUUACGACGUCAAUGUAAUGAUAUUGCUAUUUUUUGAUGAAUGUGUGUAGUCCAGGGUCUUACAUCAAAUUGGUGAUACCUUACACUUGUCCCUGUGGUGACCACGUGAAUUAGUGUCUAUAAACAGUGUCUAAAUUUGUGGGCUGCAGGGUCCUUCUUGUGAUUACUUUGUUCAUGUUGUCUCGUGCAGAAACCUCCGAUUUUAGGGGUCUGUAAUGCCUCGCUUUCGAGGUAUGUGUGAUUAGGUGGCAUUUCCUAUUGCAUGUUUGAACAACUACG
This is a messenger RNA of Amphibalanus amphitrite, 2140 nucleotides long. RefSeq lists its product as uncharacterized. The record is from RefSeq and is a predicted model, not a curated record. Gene Ontology annotation, molecular function: N-acetylglucosamine 6-O-sulfotransferase activity. The transcript has 7 exons. Lineage: Eukaryota; Metazoa; Arthropoda; Thecostraca; Balanomorpha; Balanidae. Bases 1 to 1629 code for a protein of 542 amino acids. Gene Ontology annotation, biological process: sulfur compound metabolic process; N-acetylglucosamine metabolic process.